Molecule: messenger RNA, 390 nt
Organism: Thamnophis sirtalis
Lineage: Eukaryota; Metazoa; Chordata; Lepidosauria; Squamata; Natricidae
Source: RefSeq, a predicted model, not a curated record
AUGGUGUGCAACCGUUACCCUCUGCCUCUGAUUCCUGAGUUGCUGGAGCGGCUCCGGGAGGCGACGGUGUUCACAAAACUGGACUUGCGUGGUGCCUAUAAUCUGGUCCGAGUCCGGGCGGGGGACGAAUGGAAGACGGCCUUCGGCACUCGGUACGGACAUUUUGAGUACACAGUCAUGCCGUUUGGAUUGACCAAUGCCCCAGCCAUCUUCCAGCAUUUUAUGAAUGAUAUCGUCCAGGACCUUUUGGACCAAUUUUUCAUCAUCUACCUGGACGACAUUUUGAUUUACUCGGCUUCUCGGGAGGAUCAUCGGCAGCACCUAGGCCUGGUCCUGCAACGACUUCGGGAGCAUCGUCUGUACGCGAAGCUGGAGAAGUGUCAGUUCUGA